AUGAACAGUCCGGGCGCACAACUGCAUCAGAACUUACAGGAUGCAGUAAGUGAUGCUCUUGCCAUGCGUCGUCCAGUCCUCCAUCACCUGAGUGCCGACACAGCAUGGCUACUGAUGAUUCCUCGCCCGGUCGCUGCAACCAAGCGUGGGGGUCGUGUCUACUUCAACAUCCUCAUCGACCCCUGGCUCUCUGGAACACAAACCGACUACACCAGUUGGUUGAGUAAGCAGUGGCACGCCGCUGAACCUCGAGUGCCUAGCAUUGCAGCUGUAGAAGACCUCAUCCGCGAGACCGAGAGUCUGGCAAGUGGUCUACGCCUUGGAAAGGGCAGAAAGAGCAAUGCACAAGAUACCCAAGACUUUGACGAGGUUGAGACAUUUAUAGAUGCUGUCGCUGUCAGCCAUCAGUUCACCGACCACUGUCACGAGCAAACAAUGCGAACUGUGCAUCCGAACGUGCCUGUUUUUGCGACAGAGAAAGCCAUUCCACUGAUCGAGUCGUGGAAGCACUUCCGCGUCAUUCAGAAGAUCCCGCACUUUUCCGAGGACCCCGACUGGCACGCGACAUCAGUACCUCCUUUGCCAGAAUGGCUCGGCAUUUCACGACUUGUAACGAGCAGCGACAUGCUAUACUUUCACUCAGCACUCAUGAUCACCUUCAACAAUCAGCAGAGCGAGGAGGACGAAACAGCAGAAGCCAUCAUCUACACACCACAUGGGAUCCACAGUGACAGUGAGGGUCUGGACCUUGUGACCAAGGCCAAUCCUCCCAUAAAGACACUCGCUUUCUUGCACGGCCUUGAAGAUAUUACACUAGGAGCAGCACAGCAGCUGAACUUGGGAGCACACAACGGACUGAAGGCACAGCGGAAACUCAAGGCCAGCUACUGGAUUGCCACACACGAUGAAGACAAGGAAGGCACAGGAAUCGUGGGCUGGUUACUCAAGAGGAAGAAGAUCAGUGUGAAAGAUGCUGUAGAAGCCGAGAAGAAACGCAGGAAGGGUUCUUCGAGCGAGGACACGGCCAGCGACGAGGUCAUUGGUUCAUUUGAGGGGGUCAAUUGGGUGGAUGUUGGAAACGGCGAGAGCCUUGUACUGCAGUGA
Molecule: messenger RNA, 1104 nt
Organism: Aureobasidium namibiae CBS 147.97
Lineage: Eukaryota; Fungi; Ascomycota; Dothideomycetes; Dothideales; Saccotheciaceae
Exons: 3
Coding region: 1-1104 (367 amino acids)
Source: RefSeq, a predicted model, not a curated record